CCUCUCUCUCUCUCUCCCCCCUCCCUCUCCCCUCUCUCUCACCCCCUAAACCUCUUCUUGCCCUUCCAAUUCAUCCCAUACUUCACCUCCCUCUGUCACAAUGGCUGCUCCUCAGGGUUACCCUUUGUUGUGUCUCGAGAACCCCCUCCUGGAUAUCCAGGCAGUCGGUGAUGCCGCUCUCCUGGAGAAGUAUGGCCUGAAGGACAACGAUGCUAUCCUCGCCGAAGAUAAGCACAUGGGCCUGUAUGAGGAGCUCCUCGGUCUUGAUGCCAAGCUCAUUGCUGGUGGUGCCGCCCAGAACACUGCUCGUGGUGCUCAGUACAUCCUUCCCGAGAACUCCGUCAUGUACAUUGGCUGUGUCGGCAAGGACAAGUACGCCGACAUCCUGAAGGAGGCCUGCGCCAAGGCUGGUGUCCACACCGAGUACCGCAUCGAUGAGGUCCAGCCCACCGGCAAGUGCGGUGUCAUCAUCACCGGCCACAACCGUAGCAUGUGCACCCACCUUGCUGCCGCCAACGAGUACAAGCUUGACCACCUGAAGCAGCCCCACGUCUGGUCUCUCGUCGAGAAGGCCCAGUUCUACUAUGUCGGUGGCUACCACUUGACCGUCAGCGUUCCUGCCAUCCAGGCUCUGGGUGAGGAGGCUGCCGCCAAGAACAAGGUCUUCAUGCUCUCCCUCUCGGCUCCUUUCAUUCCCCAAUUCUUCAAGGAGCAGCUCGACAGCGUCUUGCCCUACACCGACUACACCUUCUGCAACGAGACCGAGGCUCGUUCCUACGCCGAGAGCCACGAAUGGGGCACCGACGAUGUUGUUGAGAUCGCCAAGAAGCUGGCUCAGCUCCCCAAGAAGAACACCAGCCGUCCCCGCGUUGCCAUCGUGACCCAGGGCACCGACCCCACCGUCGCUGCCACCGUCAAGCCCAACGGUGAAGUCGAGGUCAAGCAGUUCCCCGUCCGCGAGAUCCCCAAGAGCAGCAUCAACGACACCAACGGUGCUGGUGAUGCCUUUGCUGGUGGUUUCUGCGCCGGUGUUGUCCAGGGCAAGCCCCUUGAGGAGAGCAUCGAUCUCGGCCAGUGGCUCGCUUCCCUGAGCAUCCAGGAGCUGGGACCUUCCUUCCCCUUCCCCAAGCAGACCUACACCCCCUCCAACUAAAAUCUCCUCCCACGCAGUCAUACUAAAUCAAGGUCCCGUCCGACAUCACGGGACUGAGGACAUGAAAUGAAUAUGUCUAUGGGCCAACCACCGAGUUUAAACAAAAAAUCUGUUCCUUUCUAGUUUAGGAUUCAACCUUCUAUACCCAAUUUUUCUGUCGAUGACUUAACGUCUUUGACCAUUUCUUUCCUACUUUUCUUUUUUCUUUUCCAAAUCUUCAAUGAAAUGUUUUGUGAAAGGUGCCUCUCUCUGAUGGAAGUUCAAUAAUAGAUGGACCAGAAUUGGGCGGAUGAACGUUCUCAACAACGAACUAUGAUGAUGAGACUACAUGCUAUUCCUCAGCUAUAGAUAACAUAAGACC
This is a messenger RNA of Aspergillus japonicus CBS 114.51, 1514 nucleotides long. RefSeq names its product adenosine kinase. The record is from RefSeq and is a predicted model, not a curated record. The transcript has 6 exons. Bases 101 to 1153 code for a protein of 350 amino acids. Gene Ontology annotation, biological process: purine ribonucleoside salvage. Gene Ontology annotation, cellular component: nucleus; cytosol. Gene Ontology annotation, molecular function: adenosine kinase activity. Lineage: Eukaryota; Fungi; Ascomycota; Eurotiomycetes; Eurotiales; Aspergillaceae.